Molecule: messenger RNA, 1354 nt
Organism: Verruconis gallopava
Lineage: Eukaryota; Fungi; Ascomycota; Dothideomycetes; Venturiales; Sympoventuriaceae
Exons: 3
Coding region: 132-950 (272 amino acids)
Biological process (GO): fatty acid beta-oxidation
Cellular component (GO): mitochondrion
Molecular function (GO): enoyl-CoA hydratase activity
Source: RefSeq, a predicted model, not a curated record
GUGAAAUGUGCAAGAUUUUGGUCCAAUUUAUCACGUAAAACUUUAAGUAAUGUGAAACGAAGCAUAUUUGAGGUGUUCUAUGAACUCAAGUUUUUACCGAACAUCUGAAGUUUUCUUAGGACGUCUUUACUAUGUCUUUACGGUCAGGCCGAAGAGAAUUCGAACAUUUCAAUGUCUCCUUUCCAGACGAGCGAAUAAUUCAAGUCACGUUGAACAGGCCGGAGAAGCUCAAUUGUAUCAACAAAGCGACAAGUCGAGAGAUUCAAAAGAUUUGGGAAAGCUUCGACCAAGAUGAAAGUCUUUGGGUCGGAAUUAUUACGGGCAAUGGCAGAGCUUUCUGUACAGGAGCUGAUCUAGAGGAGUGGAAUAAGAUGAACGAGGCCGGUAUAGUCAACGACAUGACAGCCCCGGGUCUUGCCGGCCUACCGCGCCGAGGUGGCAAAAAACCAAUCAUUGCAGCGGUCAACGGCAUAUGCAUGGGCGGAGGCUUCGAAAUGGUCGCGAAUUGCGAUAUGGUCGUUGCUGCUUCCACAGCGGUCUUCUCGCUACCGGAAGUCAAGCGCGGAAUUGUCGCGGUAGCAGGAUGCUUGCCUCGCUUGAACCGAGUGCUGGGCCUUCAGCGCACGGCCUACCUCGCACUCACUGGCAGGACCGUAAAUGCAAAGACAUUGUACGAGUGGGGCCUGGUGAACGAGUUGGUAGAGAGUGCCGAAGAGACGGCGCAAGCAGCGCUUCGACUGGCCCAAGAAAUGUGCAAAAACAGCCCAGAUGCGCUGAUAGUGGGCCGUCUUGGGAUCCGAAUGAGCUGGGAGAUGGGCAGCGUGGAAGACGCGGCGACCAGCUUGGCCGACACGGAGUAUCCCAAGCUGAUGAGCGGGCCAAAUUUUCGUGAGGGCAUCAAAGCAUUCGUCGAGAAACGGCCGCCACAGUGGGUAAACUCGAAGCUUUGAGACUCGGCGUGGGAAGAGAUGGCAUGGCCAGCCAUCUGAUUAGACAAGAUUAGAUGUGAAAAGUGGUCCCGUCGGCCAAGCGCCAAAAAAAAGAGACAAGGAUUUCGCACGACACGCUCCACAAGCUCCCUGCCUUUUUUUGUAAUGUUCUUUCUGCAGCCAAGCUACAAAACAGCACAAGCACAGCGGUCGCUGCAGGAUCUUCGAGGAAAAAGUUUUCAUCUUAUCAGAUGACAUCGGCUUCACCCUUGUCGCCAUGGGGUUGAUGUCAUGGAUCCUGGCUAUCGGGCAUGAGCACUAGGGAGGUUUAACGCUAUGUAGCUCCAAGGGUUGCCCACGCCUGUGUUAUAUUACGGUAAUAUACGAAGGUGGUUUGACUUGCUCUUUGACCUUCCUGCUAUUCU